AUGGAAGCCAUUGGGGCAGCUUCUGCCAUCCUCGCAAUUGCAACAGCUGGAGUACAAUGCUCCGUGAAGCUUAUGACUUUUGCAGGACAGGUCAAGACAGCGCCAGAGCAGAUAAACAUGGUCGCUGAAGAAGUGUCGCUGAAUGCCAGUAUUCUACAGCAACUGGGCGAACUGGCAAAGGAAAAUGUAGAAACCAAACAUUUAACAUCAGACGACAAAGACAAUGGCCAAAAAUAUCAAGGCGAAAUCGGUUCAUACGAGAUCAAAACAGAGUAUCUUCAAGGCAGCCGGGCUGGAAACGGUGAUGCAUCUAGCGAAAAAGUGCAAAGAGGUAUUCGAGUCCCUAGACGCGUCUUUACGCACAGCCAGCAAACAGCUCCAUGCGAAACCCCGGAUAUUGGGCAAAGUCAAGCUCAGUCGCGCGGAAAGGUUCAAAUGGCCGUUUCUACUCCCGGAGAUUGA
Penicillium concentricum is the source of this 462-nucleotide messenger RNA. RefSeq names its product Glucose-methanol-choline oxidoreductase N-terminal. NCBI's taxonomy places the organism in Eukaryota, Fungi, Ascomycota, Eurotiomycetes, Eurotiales, Aspergillaceae. The transcript has a single exon. Bases 1 to 462 code for a protein of 153 amino acids. The record is from RefSeq and is a predicted model, not a curated record.